CAAAGACGCACUGGAGACGGAGACGUUUAGACACCGUGCUCCGGUCCUUGCCCAAUUUUCCAUUUCCUGACAGAGCUACUUCCUGUUUCACUCGCAUGUCCCGGAGAGACAGUAUGAGCACAUUCCACAGAGAACGACAGUAUCCACUGCUGCAGCAGCCCAUCUGUGGGGAUGGCGAGUCGGGCUAACAACAGAGUUCGGUCAACAGCGUCGGAGAGCAUAUACACUGGGCUGGAGUAUUCAGACAGGGACAUGUACAGCACGGUGACCCCCGCCCCCAUCAAGAAUCGAGGAGCCAAGCGGACAGCGAAAGAUGAGCCAAGCCCUUCUUACAGAAGGACUGCAAUGUGUCUGGGGCUCCUGUGUGCUGUAUUAGUGGCCUGCAUCGUAGCCCUGGUAGUCUACUAUAUUCUCAGUAGCAGGUCAAGAACCGCCUGCUUGUCCCAGAGCUCUCCGGGCAAAGCCAGCGGCCUGAAUCUGUCUCAGAUCAAGUGCAGCUCCCUCACUGCCUGCAGAGAGCAGCUGCACAGAGAGAGGGAGAAACUCCUGGACCAGGUCGUGGAACUGAGCAAGCAGACCGCUCCGCUGGAUUACUUCUGCUCCGUCGCCAGCAACAGGACAUCAGAAGUGGUCUGCACAGACUGUCCCCAAAACUGGCUGCAGUUCAACUCCAAGUACUACUACAUCUCUGAAGAUUAUGAGACCUGGAAUAACAGUCGCUCUGACUGUCAAAAACGAGGAGGUGACCUGGUGGUUAUAGACAGCAGCCUGGAACAGAUAUUUAUCUGGAGUCACACUGGAGGAAAUUACUGGGAUCAGUACUGGAUCGGAGUGACCGAUGCAAAAAGAGAAGGGACCUGGCUCUGGGUGGACGACACUCAACUGACCGGAGGGUACUGGAUGGACGGCCAACCGGACAAUUUCAACCUGAGCGAGGACUGUGCAGCCACCUUCACAACCGUAAAUGCUCUGAAGAGCUGGAACGAUGUCGAGUGUCAAAAUUCCCUGCGGUGGAUCUGCGAGGCCAACACCUUGCCCCUCUCUCCUUAGAGUGGCCAUUGUGGCUGGACGCAGCAGAGCCAACCUGUGACGGGACUGCAGUAGCACCCGACUGGCCACUAGAGGCCACCAAAGCACCUCUGAAUUGUAAAUAGGCUCACAGUAGGGGAUGAUUAGGGGUGAUGGGUUACAGUUCACGGCUCGGUUCACUUUGUCCUUCUGCACUUAUACAGAUCUACAAGACAGAACGAAAUCUAGUUUUUCCUGGUCCGAGGUGCGCAAUACACUAGAAACAGUCCACAUAAUGUCAGCAUAAAUAAAACAAUGUAAAGAGUAGAUAAAUAAAAGAAUAAAUGGGUAUUUACAAUAGUGUAAGUAGUGUGCAAAUAAGCAGUUUUUUCUGAAAUACAGGGGUGGUGGGGGGGGGAGACAAGUGCAGGACAGUGUCAUAACACAUUCUCACAAUUUCACGUCUGGGUGUUAUAUAAUGGGUUACUGGUAACGGGCUAGAACAGGUCUGCAAAGAGAGUCUGAUGGCAGACAGAGGGAGUGGGGGUAAAACUGUAAAAGUGUCCUGCCCUUUGGUCCACGUGCAGAUCGCUUUCUGCGGGGGGUGGUCAGUCAGAGUGACCUCUGCAGCAGCGUGACCCUGUCAGAAUCGCUGUGACGCACCCGAUCCCAAGUGUAAAAGUGACUGAAGCCCACGUGAGAGACAGAAACUCCCCAGGUAUGUGUGCACAUCCAAUAUUAUCAACCUUCACCUCCAUCCGGUCUGUGGGCUGUUGAACAACCCCCCCCCCCCCCCCACACACACACACACGAUUGCAGCAUUGCUUGCUGGGAUAGGUUACGUCUCCCCCACGACCCUGAACUGGAUAAGAGUUUAGACAAUGGACAGAUCAGUGGAUGUGUUAAGAUAACAUGGCCAGGAGGACCUGUUCCUCUGAUGAGAAUGAAGAAAUGUCACAGGUUCUUUUAUGUUACUUUUACUAUGGGAAUAGCAUUCAUAAUUUUUGUAAAUUGUUUCUUUUGCUUAUCCUAUGUACAAUUUGAAUAGUUUUGAGUAGUGGCACUUCUUUUAACUAAAUGACUCACACUUGGUAUGAUCUUAACAAGGGAUCAUUAGGGAUUGGACAGUUGGAUAUAUUUCGUAUUGUUUGCAUUUAAAAGUAUUGUUAAGCUGUUUGGGCAGGGGUGCUUUUAGUUUAUUUUGUCAUAUUCUGCUGUACUGUUGCAAGUGAGGACUAGAUUAAAUGCUUCAGAUCCUGA
Messenger RNA from Lepisosteus oculatus (spotted gar), 2268 nucleotides. The record is from RefSeq and is a predicted model, not a curated record. NCBI's taxonomy places the organism in Eukaryota, Metazoa, Chordata, Actinopteri, Semionotiformes, Lepisosteidae.